UUAUUAACUAUUUGGAUGUCGGGGGGAGAAGAAGAAGUGAACAAAACAAAAAAAGAUCAUCCUUAUCAUGCCCAUGUCAUAUUGUGUACUCACUUGGCAAAUGUCAUGUGUGCUGAAACAUUAAUGGGAACUGGGACAUUUAAGCUAGUUUACGCAGUUUAACAGUUCUGUAUUUAAUUACUCUUCUAAUUUUUCAUUCAAGAAAUGGAGAGUAAUAUAAACAACAACAACAACAACAAAAAAACAUAUACACACUGAUGUCUACAGUAUUAUCUGAAAUACCUGGUAGCUUAAAGUAAAAACAAAAUAGAAAUCGUGAGUAACUGCUAUGAGUUCGGCUGAACUUCCAACACUAAAAAUGAAAUCACGACUAAAGUACGUUUCUAUUAAUAGUACUUCUCCAGCUAAGCAACUCCCGCACAAUUGGGGGCAGUCAUGUUCCAAAAAGUUCUAGCCAAGGAAAAGCAAAAAGAAGAAUGCCAUACCUUUGAAUGUUGGAUACCGGGGGAAUCUACUGUCCAAGCACUAUUAUACAGUAAAGUCUGCAAUCUACAACAACGCAAUGGAUACCAGCCCAGUAUUACUAGGUAACAUUACGAAGUCUUCAACCGAUGAGCUAGCUUAGCUAAAUAUGUAUUUUGGUGGGAUGGCUUACGGAAUUUCCCAGGAAACCUCGCAAAUUAAUGCCCAAAUUUGCAUGUUGAAACAUACAUGCACCGACUUUAUGUCAGUGGGCUCUUUUUAAGUUGAAAUACCGAGACGGUUUCUGGUAUAGAGUAAGGUUAACUUGUUUAGGCAGCUGAGAGGGUCGAUACGUCAUGGCCAGCAACCUCUGGACAGUGUUACCUAGCGACGGCAGUGCUAGCCAACAGAUUAGCACUGACAAGCACUGCCGUCGCUGUGCGUCCUUCAGUCAGUAGAAUGAAAGAAAAAACAAAAAACACGUAAUUUCCCUCCACACAAGCUUCUGCUGUGUUUCAACUAAAGGAUACAUCUCAGGGUAUACUAUAGCGGAUUGACUUUCAUUGAUGGGAUCCAUAUCUAAAGCCCAGUUGGCUCCCUUGCCAAGGACAGAGGUCCUUGUCUAUUGGGUGCUUUCCUUGGGCUCUCAUCUCUACUCUUUCUAUCAACUUCACAGGUUCAGCAAAGAGUAUGAAGUGGGAUUAGAGAGAGAAUUCCAGUUGGAAAAGGGCCUUGUUAAAGGUUUUAAAAGGGACCCUUUAGAUUUUGAGUGGAAUUUCUGGACUGACUGGGCUAAGCACUCUUUACUGUGGACUCUGAUUGGUCAUGCUGUCUUAUCAAGAUUAACCAGCAUCUUUUACCCCAAGCUUAGAGUGCCAGCACUUGCGAUAUAUGGCUUCUUAGCAGCCAGCAGUGUUUUGGGGAUUAAAGGUGUGAGUGUGCUGCUGGUACAUCUGGGCUUGUCCUUUUCUAUGGCCCAGCUGCGAAAGCCCGCUCUGUCGUGGGCAUGUAACCUGCUGCUUCUCUACACACCUCAUAUCAAAGAACUUCAAGACAUCCAGAGAGGCUGGUAUGAGAGUGAUGAGGAGCACUAUCUGCUGCUCUUCAGUGUUGCUGUUUGUGGUCUGCGCUUCAUCAGCUUCAGCCUGGAGCACUGCUGGAGCCCUGAAGACCAAUGCAGUAUUGUGCAGCUUUGCUGGCUGUUUUCGUAUACUUUCUAUCAUCCUUUUUUCUAUAAUGGACCCAUUAUAACCUACAAAAACUACAUUGAGCAGAUGCAGAAGUCUGCGGAGGAAAGUGACAGGGAUGAAUCUGCCCUUAGUUACUUGGUGCUCAGAUUAGGACGGAUCAUUUUGUGGUGGUGUAUUGCAGAAUACAUGAUCCACGUCAUGUACAUGCACUCCAUCCAGUCUAAUGAGACCUACAUAGAAAUUCUUCCUCCUUGGGCCUUAGGUGGUCUUGCUCUAGCUGUCGUCCAGUUCUUCUAUGUGAAGUAUCUGGUACUGUUCGGCCUUCCAUCCAUGCUCGCUACUUUGGAUCAGCUGGUUCCCCCCAAGCUUCCCCGUUGUGUCAGCAUCAUGUACAGUUUCACAGGCAUGUGGAGGCACUUUGAUGAGGGGCUGUAUCGAUGGCUCAUCAGAUACAUCUAUGUUCCACUGGGAGGUUCACGCCAUGGUCCUCUUUGCAAAAUGUUUUCCACUGGUGUUGCGUUCGGAUUCGUCUGCCUCUGGCACGGUGGACAUGACUUCUUACAGUACUGGGCCCUGAUGAAUUGGGCUGGAGUUCUGGUGGAAAAUUCUCUGAAGUCUCUCUUUGCCUCGACCUUUAUUCACUCCGUAGUUGAGCAGAAUUUCUCUGCGGCGAUGAAAAGGCGAUGCAUCGCCCUUGUCUUUGCCUUCUCUACUGCUAUGCUCAUCCUUUCUAAUCUGGUGUUCCUUGGGGGAAUACAUGUUGGCAGAAUCUUCUGGAAGCGUGUCUUCAUUCACGGCUGGUCUACCAUGGCCCCACCAAUGCUAGCUUUCCUCUACUGCUAUGCUCAGAUUGGACUUGAGUGGACUCCUCACCCACCGUGAGUCACCUUGACUUAAGAGCAGUGACUGAGAAUCCCUGCUACUGGACAGAUACAACAACCUGCUGACUCCACUGCCUUGCUCUCACCAGCCAGAGUCUCAGUGUGGUGGACCUGGCUCAUAGCCACACAACCUGUCCAAACCUGGCUGAAGUACGGCUGAGCAGCCACUUUCCAAAACCCGCAGGUCUGCACAAAAUUUGUCUGUAAGCUGAUACUUACAGAGAAAGUUUUCUGAACUUUGGGUGAAAUGUAAGUGCACCCAAACUGUAAUAAAAUUGCUGAAAAUUUAGGGCAGUCUGUAAUAGCAGCUCUGAGGCAGUAAGCUAGAUGAAAUCACUGCUAUUCUAAGAAACUGUAAAAGAAAAUGUGGACUCUGAAUCUCUCUCUUGGUUAUAUGACUUUGACAAGGUAUUGCUCGGAGUUGCAGGAAGCUGAAGAAAGUACCGUCUUCCUGUAGCUCUCCACAAAAAACAAUCAGAUGUAGACGGUUGACAAAAAAAAGCAUAUCCAACUGCAGCCUUUGAUUGAAAACACUAAUCCUGUUGAUUAUCAGUUUAUUACAUCUGGGAUGUAAUAAAUGACAAGCUGUUUUUGGCUUAUUUGUUGUUACACACUAAAUCACCUUUCAUUUCCAAAAUGUCAACAUAACAACUAAAUUUAGACAAAAGUAAAAUCUCAUUUUGUUGCAAAACUCAUCUGCCAUCUGUCCAAAUCUGUCAAGUACUUGGUCAUCAAGGACUGUCAGAAUGUGCCUGCUCAGUCAAAGCAAUGUGAUUAACACUGAGGGUUAUGAAACAGCAGAGGAGUCCAAUCCAUCUGUGGUUUACUGUAAAGCUUUUGUUUCAAGGGGGUUUUGCAAGUCAUAGGCUGAUUACACAUGUGAGAGUGACACUGCUGAAUAAUGUGCAUUAGAGCUGAUAGAUGUUGUUGUUGUUGUGUGUGUGUGUGGGGGGUUGGGGGGGUAUUUAAGGCACUUUCGAAUUGUAUGUUCAAAGUUACACUGCCAGAUUAAAUGUCAAUGUAUAUUACUCAAUAUUCACUCCAUUUACUUCAAAACCAGGUAUUAUACUGUGCAUAUUAAGAAUAAAUAUAAUAUAGCCUUAUAUACACUCCGUGUUAAUCAGUGUUGUUCGA
Molecule: messenger RNA, 3667 nt
Organism: Pundamilia nyererei
Lineage: Eukaryota; Metazoa; Chordata; Actinopteri; Cichliformes; Cichlidae
Gene: hhat
Product: hedgehog acyltransferase
Exons: 12
Coding region: 1029-2534 (501 amino acids)
Biological process (GO): protein palmitoylation
Cellular component (GO): endoplasmic reticulum
Molecular function (GO): palmitoyltransferase activity
Source: RefSeq, a predicted model, not a curated record